AUGGGAUCCGCCGUAAACGAGUCAUGUGACAACUACGCGGAAAUUUUCAAAAAAAUCAACUACUACUUUCGCGAUGAUCAAGUUAUCAACGGGACGGAGUACUCCCAAAAAGAGUUCGGAUACUUCAUCACAUUUGCAUAUAUGUUGAUCAUUCUCUUCGGAGCAAUAGGCAACUUUCUUACGAUCAUCGUUGUUAUUCUUAACCCAGCAAUGCGGACGACUCGUAACUUUUUCAUCCUGAAUUUAGCGCUCUCUGACUUUUUUGUCUGCAUUGUAACAGCUCCAACCACGUUGUACACCGUAUUAUACAUGUUCUGGCCGUUCAGCCGAACACUGUGCAAAAUUGCCGGUUCACUCCAAGGGUUCAAUGUGUUUCUCUCAACAUUUUCAAUAGCUUCAAUUGCGGUGGAUAGAUAUGUGCUCAUUAUUUUCCCCACUAAACGAGAGCGACAACAAAACCUUUCCUUCUGUUUUUUCAUAAUGAUCUGGGUCAUCUCACUUAUAUUGGCUGUUCCUCUUCUCCAGGCAUCUGAUUUAACACCGGUGUUUGUUGAGCCGCUUUGUGAUCUCGCUCUUUAUAUCUGUCAUGAACAGAAUGAUAUCUGGGAGAAGAUGAUCAUAUCAAGAGCCACAUAUACUCUGGCCGUACUCAUUACACAGUAUGCGUUCCCAUUGUUCUCACUGGUUUUUGCCUAUUCUCGAAUUGCACAUCGCAUGAAACUGAGAUUCGCUAAUAGGAAUCAAAAUGUGACAACAAACACAAACACGAGUCAAAGACGAAGAUCCGUGGUAGAACGCCAACGCCGGACUCAUCUCCUACUUGUAUGCGUCGUUGCGGUAUUUGCAGUUGCUUGGCUACCACUGAAUGUUUUCCAUAUCUUCAACACAUUUGAAUUGGUGCAAAGUUUCUCGGUCACCACAUUCAGUAUAUGCCACUGUCUGGCAAUGUGCUCGGCGUGUCUGAACCCAUUGAUCUACGCAUUUUUCAACCAUAAUUUUAGAAUAGAAUUCAUUCAUCUCUUCGAUAGAGUUGGAUUGAGAUCUCUACGAGUCGUGAUUUUCGGCGAACAAGAAUCAAUGAAGAAAAGUAUGCGCACUGAAUGUAGAAAUCGUGCUGGAUGCAAAACGGUUACCACUGCAGAGCCAACCACAUUCCAGAGAAUGAAUGAGAGUAUGGUUUUGAGUGCUAUGGAACAAGACGAGCAACUGUGA
This is a messenger RNA of Caenorhabditis remanei, 1212 nucleotides long. RefSeq lists its product as uncharacterized. Gene Ontology annotation, cellular component: membrane. Gene Ontology annotation, biological process: G protein-coupled receptor signaling pathway. The coding region runs from base 1 to 1212 and encodes 403 amino acids. Gene Ontology annotation, molecular function: neuropeptide Y receptor activity. NCBI's taxonomy places the organism in Eukaryota, Metazoa, Nematoda, Chromadorea, Rhabditida, Rhabditidae. The record is from RefSeq and is a predicted model, not a curated record. The transcript has 8 exons.